GUCCGUGAUGUGUACGCCUCCGGCCCUGCUUUUGCUUGGUGGUUGCGCCAGCGCGCCGCCAUGAAUUGGCCCCGGGCGGCGGACGGCCUAGCUCUGUGCGCCUGGCCGGGCCUCCGUGGGCGGGCGUGUGUGUGGUGCACGCCGGCCGCCCGCGUGAUGUGGUUUGUUGCUUAGCUUUUUGCUGCCUGCGUGCAGUGGGUGCUGGGUGGGCGCCCGCGCGCGUGGUUUUCGGGGGCGGCCGUAUUAAUUUGUUGGCGCCGCCCGGUGCGCGUUGCCUAGCUUGCUAUCGGCCCCUGGCCGAGCAGUGGCCAUGCUGCCUGUCUGACGUAAGAAACAGUCAAUGAUGACCUUGACCACCCGUGUGUUAC
Amoebophrya sp. A120 is the source of this 368-nucleotide messenger RNA. Lineage: Eukaryota; Dinophyceae; Syndiniales; Amoebophryaceae. The record is from the annotation of a GenBank genome assembly.